Molecule: messenger RNA, 558 nt
Organism: Cryptosporidium muris RN66
Lineage: Eukaryota; Apicomplexa; Conoidasida; Eucoccidiorida; Cryptosporidiidae
Exons: 1
Coding region: 1-558 (185 amino acids)
Source: RefSeq, a predicted model, not a curated record
AUGAUUAAACUUACUGCUGGUAUAUCUAAAGAUAUAAAUAAAAUGAAACAAGAUGCACGUAAUAUAUAUGGUCUUAGACAUCGUUUGUCAUUAUUAGAAAGGGAGUAUAAAAAAAAAUGUGAAGGUAAAGAGAUAAGUGAAGAGUGUACUCUAUUAGUUGAGCAAAUUGAAAGAGUCAAAAAAAAACUAGAGUCCCUAAUAAAUUCUAAUCAAAAAGAAGAAAAAAAAACUAAGCCUAAAAAACAAAAAAGUAAAAAAAAGCAAUCUAAUUUUGGUGGAAGUAAAGGUCAAAAUAUAAGUUAUAAUGGAAGAAAAGCUCGUAAUAGAAGAGAACUUAUAAAAGGACUUGAAGAAAAGAUUUCAUUAUUAAAAGAACAAAUUUCAGCAUUAAUGCUAGAAUUGAGAGUUUUAGAGAUGAAAUUGAUUAAAGCUGAAAAAAUGAAAAAAAGAAUUUGUAGGGACUAUAUAAUGGAAACUAUAAAGGAGGAAAGUGAUGAAAGUGAAGACCUUUUGGAUUUUAUUAUUAAUGAAGCUUCGUUCAAAAUUGAAGAUGAGUAA